CUUCAACGCGUGUGCGAAUUCAGGACUUUACAUCUCUCGUACGGACGAACGUAGAUACGCUCUGUAUCCCCUCCCCCUUGUCCUCUUCUCUCCAUCUCCUCACCCGCCCUCACCCGCAACCUCCCACUCACACCUACACCUACACCAGCAAUGGUCUCGGACGGAUUCAUCCACGCCUGUGCCGGUGGGGCGGGCGGCAUGAUCGCAAUGACGGCCACCUACCCACUGGUGAGCAUCUCGAUGAGGGCUGCUGUGGAGCAGAGUAGGGCUAAAGACAAGACCAUGGUGGAAGCGGCGCAGAAGGUCAUUAGGGAGGAAGGCGUCGUUGGCCUCUACUCUGGUCUCAGCUCAUCGCUUCUAGGGAUCAGUAUCACCAACUUCGUCUACUAUGGCUUCUUUGAGACGGCGCGAGAGAUGAUCCUUGCCUCGAAGAACAAGGGCGCAGCAAAGGAGGCCACCACUGCCGCUGCCACCAUUGCCGCCGGUGGAGCCCUGAGCACAGCCGAAUCCAUGCUCGCUGGAGCUCUGGCCGGUUCAGCGACUACCGUCAUCACCAAUCCAAUCUGGGUGGUCAACACUCGGCAGACUGUACGUGUCGGCGUGGACAGCGGUAGUGGUAGUAAGGGCAAGCCAGGUGCGCCAGUAAGGAAGAUGGGAUUCCUAGAGACGAUUCGAUACAUCAUCUCCACAGAUGGCGUGCCAGCCCUCUGGCGCGGUCUUGGUCCUGCCCUCUUCCUAGUCAUCAACCCAAUCCUACAGUACACGGCCUUUGAGCAACUCAAGAAUAUGCUCGUCACCUCUCGUCUGACGCGCGGCGUUAGCGCCUCCCUCUCCGACUUGGACUUUUUUUUCCUCGGAGCCCUCAGUAAGCUCUUUGCUACUGGUCUCACCUAUCCACAAGUACUGGUCAAGUCUCGUCAACAAGCAGGCAAGGGAAGCACAAAGGGCAAGAGUACCAACUUUUUU
Molecule: messenger RNA, 966 nt
Organism: Microstroma glucosiphilum
Lineage: Eukaryota; Fungi; Basidiomycota; Exobasidiomycetes; Microstromatales; Microstromataceae
Product: mitochondrial carrier
Exons: 3
Cellular component (GO): peroxisomal membrane
Molecular function (GO): coenzyme A transmembrane transporter activity; ATP transmembrane transporter activity; AMP transmembrane transporter activity
Source: RefSeq, a predicted model, not a curated record